AUGCGGGCGGAGUAUCGCCGGGUGAUCACACACAACUCAAAAUCGGGCAACAGCAGAACCACCUGCCCAUUUUUCGACCAACUACACAGAAUUCUGCGGGGGGAUGCUAGUGUGACGCCACUAAGAGUGGCAAGGAGUCUGCAAGUACAUCAGAACAAUGAUGCUCCACAGCCGGCAUCUUCCUUAAAUAAUUUCACAGACACAACAGCUGCGCCUGCACCUGUCCUUGCUGACUCCUCAAGGCCAAGUGGCAUCACAACGCUCAAUUUUAGUCACAUUGAUGACUUGGGAACAGAAACAUCUGCCAAUGAAGACCCUGCAGCGGUGCUGACAGGUGAAGGCGUGUGUGCACCUCAUACUGAAUCUGUGCAAGAGGGUGAGGCAGAACCGGAACACGAGGAUGAAGAGGAGGCGCGUACAAAUGUUGCGAUACACAGUCCGACAGCGACCCUGUCACCUGCUGUUUGUCUUGCUGAAAUCAGACGAAAGAAGCCAAAAGGUAGCAGAACAGAGUCCCUCCUAAUGGCAAUACUGCACGAGGCAAAAGAGGACGCCCGUAGGAGAGAAAUUGCUGCAGGAACUGAGCAUCGGGACUUCAUGGUGGUGAUGCGUGAAAAGAAUGAUCUUAUCCGUGAAAACAACGACCUUGUCCGUCAAAGCCUUUCCAGGAUGAAAGAGAGAGCGGAACAAAACAUGCAGGCCAGAGCGAUGUACUUUGACAGAAUCAAUGGAAUUGUUUCUUCCGUAAGUUCCAUAGCAUCCAGUCUGGAAUCAUUGACCCGCACUUACAGGGAGCAAAGCCACGCAUCCCCAAGCAUUGACCAUGUAAGCGGGAAUGCGGGGAAAACCGCAAGUGUGCCACUGCAGCAGCUUCCCAGGCCAUCAUGUGGUGGUCAGGGUAAUGUUAGUGGGAAGCAAAAAAGAUCAACAAAUGCUGCAGGAAAGGAAAACAUGGAUCACCCCUGCAGUCAUACUCGACCAGUCUUUUGCCCUUCACCCCAGGGAAAGAACACCAAAGAACAUUAUUGUUUGCCAUGUGCUACAGAGAACCUUGUGUCUUACAUUGCAGACUCUGAUGAUGACACCAUCAUUGAUGCGGACCAAUUGUCAUCAGUGUCUCAAGUGAGGGCACCAAGUCCAAUUGGUGAAAGUAUCAAUCCACAUUGCACUGAACCCUGCGCAUCACAGUUCCAGCCUCCACCAGCCCAGGCUCUUACUUCCACCCCCAAGGUUCUGCGCAGCGCUAGAUGGGUUCGGAAACCUCAGCCAUAUAGCCCCUACUGCUUCCUUUUUAGUUGCUUUGAAAGUGGAGAAACACUGGUGAACGGGUGCGAAUUUAUGAGAGUUUUCCCUAAGUUACUUCCAGGACUGUUUUUUCUCAAAUUCAUCACUUAGUUUUGAAUUGUGCA
This is a messenger RNA of Rhineura floridana, 1409 nucleotides long. RefSeq lists its product as uncharacterized. The coding region runs from base 1 to 1395 and encodes 464 amino acids. Lineage: Eukaryota; Metazoa; Chordata; Lepidosauria; Squamata; Rhineuridae. The transcript is spliced from 4 exons. The record is from RefSeq and is a predicted model, not a curated record.